UUAGAUUGCGCGCAGUGUGAAAUCUGAGAGAAAAUAGAAAAACAACAGACAAGAGAGAGAGAGAGCGUGCAACGGUCAGAAGCAUCUAAUCAUUCUUGCUCUGCUCUGCACGAGAGAAAACUCAUACCCAUCAAACCCCUCUCUCUCUCUCUUCUCUCUCUCUCCUUUUGGACCUUUUCCUCGGUUUUCGAAUUUUUAUUUUUGUGGAAAAUGAGAGAUAAAGCCGAAUAAUAGGAAAGGAACUCCCAAAUGCCUUUUCUUCCGCCUCCUUUUUGAGCUUCAAAACAAUGGCCGACGGUCUUUGUUCCUUCACCAAGGAUAUUUUUGUCAUAAAGGUACCCAAGAAAUCCCCAUUGGUGCUGAGGAUGAUCGUCUUGGUCUUUGCAAUGGUGUGUGGCGUCUAUAUAUGCUCUAUUUGUCUAAAGCAAAUUAGCACACACAGCAAGGCCGGAUAUCUACAUGUUCAAGUGAUCCAAAAGCCAUGCCCAGAACCUCAAAUCGAACCCUGGGAAAUUCCUUAUGUUCACUACCCUAAACCUAAAACUUAUAGCAGGGCUGAAUGUGCAUGUAAUCCAGUGCGCUAUUUCGCCAUUUUGUCGAUGCAGAGAUCCGGGAGUGGAUGGUUUGAGACAUUGUUAAACAAUCAUACUAACAUAAGCUCCAAUGGGGAGAUUUUCUCUGUUAAAGUUAGGAGAAGCAAUACUUCAACCAUCGGUGAGACUUUGGAUAAAAUUUACCGUCUUGACUGGCUCAGUAGUGCCUCAAAGAAUGAAUGUACAGCUGCAGUUGGCUUAAAGUGGAUGCUUAAUCAGGGUCUGAUGCAGCAUCAUGCAGACAUUGUAGAGUACUUCAAUACUCGGGGAGUUUCAGUUAUAUUUCUCUUCCGAAGGAAUCUUUUACGUAGAAUGAUAUCGGUUCUGGCAAAUUCAUAUGAUCGAGAUGUGAAGCUAUUAAAUGGAACCCACAAAUCUCAUGUGCAUUCACCCCAUGAGGCAGAAAUACUUGCAAACUACAAGCCUAUAAUCAAUGCAACAUUGCUGAUACCCAAUUUGAAGCAAGUAGAAGAAACCACUGCCAAAGCGUUAGAGUAUUUUAAGAGCACCCGGCACAUCAUUCUAUACUACGAGGACGUAGUCAAGAACCACACUAAGUUAAUAGAUGUUCAACAUUUCUUGAAGGUUCCACUUAGAGAAUUAAAGAGUCGUCAGGUGAAGAUACACAAAGGUUCUCUAUCUAGUCAGAUUAAGAAUUGGGAUGAUGUCCAAAAGACACUCAAGGGAACUCAUUUCGAAAAUUUCCUACAUUCAGAUUAUAGAAAGUAAUGCAGGGAUGAUGUAUAUAUUCCAUUCUACGAUCUUUAACCCGUUUUUGUUUUCAUCCUUUCAUUUUUUUUAGCCGCAGGAGCCAACAGGAUGCCACCUGUUGAAAUUUUGGCCGGGGCAUUUGCAUUUUGCUUUCAGCUUCUUUGUGUUUCUGGUUCCAACUAAUAUUCUUUUGAUUCUUUUUUCCCCCUCCUCCCUUCUUGGAUAAACAUAGAGUUGUAUUUGAGCUAAUCAUGGAAGAAAAAUGCUCCUUCGCUGAUGAAAAUUUUGGGUACUUGUAGACGUAAAUGUUUGUGUACAUGUGAGGAAAGUUGCAUAUAGUUUGGUUGGCAAGUGGUAAUUUGUUUCCUUA
This is a messenger RNA of Carya illinoinensis, 1674 nucleotides long. Its product is annotated as nodulation protein H-like. The record is from RefSeq and is a predicted model, not a curated record. The transcript has 6 exons. Bases 288 to 1322 code for a protein of 344 amino acids. Lineage: Eukaryota; Viridiplantae; Streptophyta; Magnoliopsida; Fagales; Juglandaceae.